Serpula lacrymans var. lacrymans S7.9 is the source of this 797-nucleotide messenger RNA. RefSeq lists its product as uncharacterized. The transcript has a single exon. Bases 522 to 707 code for a protein of 61 amino acids. The record is from RefSeq and is a predicted model, not a curated record. Lineage: Eukaryota; Fungi; Basidiomycota; Agaricomycetes; Boletales; Serpulaceae.
UCAACCAGGUAACUACUAUUCCCUAGACUUGCACCUCACGGCACACGUCAAGCCUCCAAAGGAGGUUCACAAGAAACCUCCCCAACAGAGGUCGGAGUUCAUCAACCUAGACAGAUAUCAAAAGGCUCCCCCAUUCCAGCUCCGGACAGCAAACACCUGCACAGAGCAAGCAUCCCCAGUCUAAAGAGCCAGUCAGGAAACGCCCCCACCUUGUUCCCCCGAUCUCACAAGUUUCAGACACAAUUCUCCUUGUUCGCUAAGAACAAAGAUCACGGCCUUCUAUGAGGACUACCAGCAACCGACAAGACCUCGAAAGGCUCACACAGUCACGGCGGAUCCCCGAGUGGUUAAUUGACUGACAGGCUUGGCCAUCGGCAAUAAAUCCACAUCCUUCUCUCACUGCAAACGCACUUUUAUUAACAAAAGACAUUUGACUUCAGACCAGACAAGGUGCAUGUGCAUCCAUAAGUCUGUGCUUCACAUCUUCCAAGUCAGUACAUCCUGGCAACGCAGGCACAUCAAUGACUCGGUCCAAAGGAAGCCAACCAUCGUCGGCGUACUGGAUCAAUAAUCCCAUCAAUGGUAGACAGGAACCAACUUUCCGCCUUGUGGGAAACAGGUACACUCUCAAGCAACAACUGCAACUCCAUCUGAAAGUCAUGCGACGCCAGCUCCAAACCAUAAACCUUGCAAUUCACGAGAGAUGACAAUCCAUACUCGCAACGCCAGUCUACCGAUGGAACUUUGAUCUAUCACAAUCGACCCUGUAAGCAACAGAGACAGAAAUCACAUCCUCA